Camellia sinensis is the source of this 2743-nucleotide messenger RNA. Its product is annotated as serine/threonine protein phosphatase 2A regulatory subunit B''alpha. Gene Ontology annotation, molecular function: protein phosphatase regulator activity; calcium ion binding. NCBI's taxonomy places the organism in Eukaryota, Viridiplantae, Streptophyta, Magnoliopsida, Ericales, Theaceae. Gene Ontology annotation, cellular component: protein phosphatase type 2A complex. Gene Ontology annotation, biological process: protein dephosphorylation. The record is from RefSeq and is a predicted model, not a curated record.
UUCUUCGCCUCUGACUAGUCCUUUCCAGGGCCACUUUCAGUUAAAAACCUCUCUCUCCCUCUCUACUUCGCGAUACUCACUGACCCCCCGGUGUCCAAAACCCUAUUCUGAUCUUCUUAUGUGAUCCUCACAACCUCCAUCAUUCAUACACUCAAUUGAUUUCUGCGUUUUUAUAUACUUCUAUCUCCCCCUUUAAAUUCGAACUGUAUGUUUCUAACGCUUUCACUCUUCGAAUUCACAAGCAUUUCAAAGCGUUUCCGAGAGCAAAAAGCAUCGAGGACGCUGAAAUCUUUCGAAUUUGAGUUUGAAACCUAGGGUUAUUUCAAUCUAGAAUUCGUUGUUUAGAGAAAUCGGUGCGAUUAGUAAUUGUUGUUGUUAUUACUGUUGUUGUUUACGGGUUGAUGUGUUGUGAUCGGAGAUUAAUUUGUUGCGAAGCGUUUUUGAUUGAAUUGAAGUUGGAGAUUUUUAGGGUUUCGAAGUGGGGUUUGAGUUAUAUAGGUUGUAGAUACAAUGGAAAAGGAAAUUGCGGGCGAUGCGACGUCUCUAGACCCUGAACUGUUGCAGCUUCCAGAGGUUUCUCCUAUGGCGCUUAAGGCCAGCCCUCAAAUCGCUGAGGAGUUAUAUGAUCAGUGGUUAUCGCUUCCAGACACUGGCCGACUGGUGAAAUCCUUAAUAGAUGAUGCAAAAGCAGGUACAUCUAUUAGUUCCCCUGGGACUUCAAAUGCUGUUGGAAGUAAUCCAUUGCCUUCCAUCUUUCCCGCUGGUAGUGCACCUCCACUUUCACCAAGAAGUGCUUCUGGUUCUCCACGAACUAUGAAGCAAAGAAGCAGCCCUUUUUCCCUAGGUUCUCCGCUAAAAUUGGUUAGUGAGCCAGUGCGAGAAGUCAUACCUCAGUUUUACUUUCAAAAUGGUCGUCCGCAACCAAAGGAACUAAAAGAACAAUGUAUUUCUAGAAUCAAUCACCUUUUUAAUGGAAGUUCGGAUGGAUUGCAAGUACAUGAAUUUAAACAAGUUACAAAGGAAAUAUGCAAGCUGCCAUCAUUCUUUUCCUCUGCUCUUUUUGGAAAGAUCGACACUGAUUGCACAGGGAUGGUGACCAGGGAUGCAUUCAUCAAAUAUUGGGUUGAUAGCAACAUGAUGACAAUGGAUAUGGCCACCCAAAUAUUCAAAAUUCUUAAGCAACAAGACUGUAAAUACCUUACCUUGGCUGACUUCAAACCUGUUCUUCAAGAACUUUUGGCUACCCAUCCAGGAUUGGAGUUUUUGCAGAACACAUCGGAAUUUCAAGAAAGAUAUGCUGAAACUGUCAUAUACAGAAUAUUUUACUACAUGAAUAGAACUGGAAAUGGUCAACUGACCCUCAGGGAGCUGAAGCGUGGAAACCUGAUUGCUGCAAUGCAACAUGCAGAUGAAGAAGAGGACAUCAAUAAAGUUCUGAGGUACUUUUCUUAUGAACACUUCUAUGUUAUAUACUGCAAGUUUUGGGAACUGGAUACAGACCAUGAUUUCUUAAUCGACAAGGAGAACCUUAUCAGAUAUGGUAAUCAUGCUCUUACUUACAGAAUCGUUGAUAGGAUAUUUUCACAGGUCCCCAGGAAGUUUACUAGCAAUAUUGAAGGAAAGAUGGGUUAUGAAGAUUUUGUUUACUUCAUGCUGGCAGAGGAGGAUAAAUCAUCUGAGCCUAGUCUUGAGUAUUGGUUCAAGUGCAUAGAUUUGGACGGAAAUGGUGUGAUCACAGCAAAUGAAAUGCAGUUCUUUUAUGAGGAACAGUUGCACCGAAUGGAAUGCAUGGCCCAAGAACCUAUACUGUUUGAGGACAUAUUGUGUCAGAUAGUUGACAUGAUUCAACCUGAGAAAGAAGGUUUCGUCACACUACGUGAUUUGAAAGGGUGCAAACUUGCAGGAAACGUUUUAAAUAUUCUUUUCAAUCUUAACAAGUUCAUGGCUUUUGAAACUCGUGAUCCAUAUCUCAUUCGCCAGGAGCGGGAGGCUCCAACUUUGACAGAAUGGGACCGGUUUGCACAUAGAGAAUAUGUCAGGCUUUCAAUGGAAGAAGACAAUGUCUCGAAUGGAAGUGCUGAAGUCUGGGAUGAAUCACUUGAGGCACCCUUUUGAGUUCAAUAAGCUUUCUAUAGAAUGCUCGUGAUGCUUCCUUGUGCUUGGGCAUCAAAGGAAAACACAAAUGUUUUCCCGGAAAUACUCUUUGAAUGAAAUUCAUCAGCUGCUGUGGACCGCAUCAUUGAAAAUAUGAAACCUGGUCUUGUACCUCUGAUGUGCACAAUUUUCUGGAAUGCUAAUAUGCUUGCCAUGAUGGAGUCGAAACUAGCAGCACUUUCGAGUCCUGCUGCAAAAACAUGUAAUUGGGUAUGCCAGUUGUUCCUUCUCAGACGGGUACUUGUUGACAAGCAAUUUGGAUGCUAGGUUUCUGAAUCAGCUCCAUGCAUGCUUUUCCUUUCUUCUGGUCUCCGUUGAAGAUGGUAAUGUGCCGUUGGCAUGUUUGUGAUGUAAGCUUUCGUUGUUAUUGUUCUUGUUUGCACAAUAUGUCUUUUUCUUGUUGUUGUUUAUAUGUUUUUUUUUUUGGGUUAUAAUGUGAAAGGAAUAUUGUGUGGAAAUCUUUACAAUAGCCUGUUUGAUUGAGAGAAAAGGAUAGAAGAUUUUUAGUUGCAUAACAGUAUGUGGUUGGUAUAGUUAAAAAAGGAUUUCAAUUCUUAUUUUAUGUAUGUGCUGUGUUUGACCUUUUCAA